Messenger RNA from Electrophorus electricus (electric eel), 4482 nucleotides. RefSeq names its product CTD (carboxy-terminal domain, RNA polymerase II, polypeptide A) small phosphatase like 2b (gene ctdspl2b). Gene Ontology annotation, molecular function: phosphatase activity. The record is from RefSeq and is a predicted model, not a curated record. Lineage: Eukaryota; Metazoa; Chordata; Actinopteri; Gymnotiformes; Gymnotidae.
GUGAAGGUAAGGAGGCGGGAAAUGGCGACCAGAGGUGUAGCGCACAGUGGGCUAAUCCUAUUCUGAGGACAACAAAACACGGGAGACCUGAGACGGCGACGGGGCCCGAAACAGCCGGCAAGACCCAAGAAUAAUCCAGCGCCUUCUUUACGUGGUUCCCCCAAGCGGUUUCCAUUUUACAUGUGACCAUUAACAAUAUGAGGCUGAGAAUGCGCAAGGCAUCUCAGCGGCCGAACCCAGCUCAUGCCCCCAGGCCAGCCCGAAGGAAGCGCAGGCAUCCGGAUGCAGAGGAGUGUGCAAAUGAAGAGAAAGCCCUUCUGUCCACCAUCAAAAAAUUCAUCCGCGGAGAUGCCAUGAAGGUGGAGGAAGAGGUCCCAGCACAGAAGGGACGGCUGAAUUGUGAGCUCAUUACCUCCACCCCUCAGAGCACCAUCCGUCCCAGAAAGGGCAUUGGCCGGCUCCGCAGAAAAUGCUCCUUCAAUGGCGAAGCCAGGAACCAUGAAACGAGUAAGGCAGCCAAGCCUAACGGGAAGCUCGAUGAGUCCGUGGAAGCUGUGAGCAGUCCGCCCCGCACCACCCUGCUGGGCACCAUCUUCUCUCCAGUCUUCAAUUUCUUCUCACCAGCAAACAAAAAUGCCGUGUCCGGUUCAGACUCCCCGGCCCAGGCCAUAGAAGCGGGGGACAUCGUAAAACAGCUGGACAUGGUGCAGGUGGAGGAGACGGGCAGUGCCGCGUUCACCCAGGGCCAGUGUGUGCAGCUCUGCCCCAGCACGUUACCCCCUACUGCUGUGAGACUCCCACCCCCCAACCACACUCAACCAGAGGAGGAAGAGGAAGAUGAUGGAAUAUCACAUGCUGAUCUGCCACCCCUCACAGCACCUGGUUCUCCUCCACCCUGUGGAUAUGUCAGUGCCCCUACUGAAGCCUCAUGUGAAGAGGAUUGGGAGGUGUUUGAUCCGUAUUUCUUCAUCAAGCACGUCCCUCCUCUAACUGAGGAGCAGCUAACCCGCAAACCUGCGCUCCCAUUGAAGACACGCAGCACACCAGAGUUCUCUCUUGUCUUGGACCUGGAUGAAACUCUAGUCCAUUGUAGCUUGAAUGAGCUGGAAGAUGCGGCAUUGACGUUUCCUGUCCUUUUUCAAGAUGUCAUAUACCAGGUUUAUGUACGGUUGAGGCCAUUCUUCAGAGAAUUUCUCGAACGCAUGUCUCAGAUUUACGAGAUCAUUCUUUUUACUGCCUCGAAGAAAGUUUACGCAGAUAAGUUGCUGAACAUUCUAGAUCCGAAGAAACAGUUGGUCCGGCAUAGGUUAUUUCGCGAACAUUGUGUCUGUGUACAAGGGAACUACAUCAAGGACUUGAAUAUUCUUGGGAGAGACUUGUCAAAGACCAUCAUCAUUGACAACUCACCACAAGCCUUUGCCUAUCAGCUCUCCAAUGGGAUACCAAUUGAAAGCUGGUUCAUGGACAAGAACGACAGUGAACUUCUCAAGCUGGUCCCUUUUCUGGAAAAGCUGGUGGAAUUGAAUGAAGAUGUGCGACCGCAUGUCCGUGAUCGGUUUCGCCUGCACGACCUGCUUCCUCCGGAUUGAACAUGAAUACAUGCAGCUGGACACACAGUAAUAAUUAAAAGAAAAAACAAACCAACCCUCUGGGUUUUAACAAUCAUUGUUGCCAUUACUGUUACUUCCCCCUCAGCUAUUCCAUCCCUUCAGUCAUAAAAAAAGUCAGAAGAGAUUUUUGAAGGAGCCUUUAAUAAUUUCAUUUUUCAACUCGUAUGAAUAAAUGUACAAAUGUAAAUGUUUUACUUGUCAAAGACCAAGACCCCAUGUCCCUCCAAGACCUCUUCCAUGGCACAUCAUUCUCUCUCUCUGUGUGUGUGUGUGUGUGUGUGUGUGUGUGUGUGUGUGUGUGUGUGUGCGUGUGCGUGUGCGCGCGCUAGUGGAGGAGCUGGAAUGCUUUUGUGUUUUUAGUAAUUUUAACCCAUAAACAAGUGAAUGUGCAAAACCUAAACCAGAAGAGGAAGGCCCCACUCAUUUCUUUGGUGCUCCAGUACAACACUCUUUUUACACUCUUUGGCUGUAAGACCAAUUUCAGUAGAAAUGGCCAGUAGAAAAAGAAUGUCAAAUUGUGGGUGGUGAUAGUGCUUUCUUACGUUUUAUGCAUUUGUAUGUUUUUGUUUGCCUGUUUUGUCAUCACAGGUCUAAUAUCAUUAUUCAUUCCUUGAUGUUGGCAUUGCAUUUCUGGCAUUAGUUUAAUUAGUGUUUUUUGGCAGAAGUGUUCCUUUACUGCAGUGUGGCUUGUCUUUGUCUGCCAAAAUAAUGUAUUACAUUCUCAAAGAGACUGGUGUGAGUUUUGGGGGUAUUUUGUUGGAUUAUAUCUUGUGAUGAGAGAGAUUUGUUUGUUUUUCAAUGCUUUUAAUUCUCACACCUAAAUUUAGCCUGCUGUGAGAGGCUUUGAAAUGGUCACAAGUUUGGCUGUCCAGCCUUGUCCAUUUUACUGAUGUGUACAUCUGCACUUUUAAAAUAUCAUCUCAAGCUAAAAGUUAGGUUAGAAUAUCAAAGAUCUCCAAGUUAUCACUUCCUGUUGGCCUUUUAUAUUUUGUAUUCUAGUUUGUCUGUCAAAUAAGUUUUCAUAUUAUGCCUUUUUUUAAUAGACGUAUAUAUUUUUUUAAACCAGUGUUCAUUGCCCAUUGUGUUGGGUGUAUUUUUGUGUGUGUGUGUAUUGAACAGCAAGCAAGUAUUUUAAUGUAAAAAUAGGAGCCAAUGUAGCAUGGUUCAUUGUGUGCAAAUCUUUUCACCCAAACUGCAAAGUGUAAGAAGGGUUGGAGUCCAUGGCAACCUGGUUUCUAGCACCAGCAUAUGAACAGCAAAUCUCAUCUCUGUGGUUGAAAUUUCACUUACUAGUAGUUUCCUACCUUUUUCUUGGAACCUUUUUUUUUUUUUUUUUUUUUAAACACACAGUAAAACCUGUAAAACUUCAGGUUCAAAAAGUAAAUUAAAAAAAAAGUCCUUCCAAGAUUUUGUAUCAUGUUAGCCUCCCAUAAUUCCACCUGUAGACUCAAGAUAAUUAGCAAAGCCAGGUGAUUUGGAUAUAAUUGUGGGGAGAAUAUUCUUACUCUCUACCUGAAUAUCUACCUUUGGUUAGUAUAUUCUACAUGAGGAGUAAUCAGUAUGAAUGUGUCUAAUGCAGUGAGUUAGAAAAGAGUUUCUUGCAUAUUAAUGGUGUGUUUCUUCUCCACCAAGGUGUAUUUUGGAUGAUACACCAUAAUACAUGUGUAACAAAGUAUAGUAAGAAAGAAGUUGCUUUUGUGCACCAUGUUGGUUGUGAAAUGUGUAUUUUCUCAUGCCUUUUCUGGUUCAUCAUUUUAAGGACAUUGAAAAAAAGGUAAAGAGGUUCUGUAGUCAAUUGUGUUGCCAUUUCUCCUGUCGAGACCCUAUAGGUCGCACUCAGUUUGAGGGUUUUGUUUGUUCUGUUGAUGUAAAAUUUGCUUAUGCUAUGAAAAGAGCAAGAACCACCUAGAAAAACAGCUACAGCUGUAAAGUAUGCUAAUCUGCUCUGCUGUGAACUAUUAAGGCCUUCUGAGUGUCUAUAUACAAAUGCUUUUGUAAUCUUAUUUGGAAACCCCCUGAUAUGUAAUGGGGGUUUCUAUGUUUUUUGUUUUGGGUUUUUUUGGGGGUGUCAUUUUGUUGUUGUAACAAUUGCAAAGCAAUGGGGGGACAGGGCGGGGAAGAAAACCCAAUGUUGAAGACAGGAAAAGUGAUCCCAAGGAUCCUGCUCUUUUGACAAAAGCUUGUACUAUUCUUUCUAAUUGAAAGUGUUUGCAGGCAGUUAUCUUUUAAAGCAAAUGAGUAAAUUGGUAAUGGUUACGUAUAGUAUUGAAAUGGUUAUAUGUAUAUUGUAUUAUUACAUUGCACAUGAAGUAGCAGUUACUAUGAUUUUCCCUGCAGUCAUGUUGACAAUUUUGACUUAUGCAAAGUUUUAACAGUGUCCUGAGCUCCAAAAGGUGGCUCCAAAUAUUUGAGAGGGGGGUGUUGCUACAUACCACACCAAGCACUUCCUCAUGAACAAAGAGACUUAUUUUCUAUGAUUGUCAAAGAGCUGUAGCAUUUUAUGCACAAAGGGUGGUUUAGAUGUUUCAGAUGUGUGAGUAAGUUCAAAUGUACAUUACCAUUUUUAUUCUACAAUGGGUAUUGUACCAAAAAUACAUGGAAUACAUUCUUCAUGGAAGAUCCUUAAAGUAAGGAAACUUUUUGUAUUUUUUGAUUUCAGAAGGCAUGUCAUCUACUUUUUAAAUGUAUUAAUGAAGAUUUAACUUUACAUCAAAUGGAGUGUUUUUUUUUUCUUACUAUAUUAUGUAUGUACGUUUAGUUAGCUCAAAAUGUCACUGGUAGAAAAAUAAUUCAUAGCAUGUAAAAAUUAAGCCUGUUUGUGGGAAAGUCCUUAAUUAAAAUUUACUCAUGGAACUUUUUCUGCAAAGAUGAA